Blepharisma stoltei is the source of this 4533-nucleotide messenger RNA. Lineage: Eukaryota; Ciliophora; Heterotrichea; Heterotrichida; Blepharismidae. The record is from the annotation of a GenBank genome assembly.
AUGAGGUGUGGAUGUUGCUGUUUUGGGCUAAGACCUAUCAGGCCAAUUCCAUCUCCUGUAGAAAAGCACCCUAUUUCUCUAAAACACUUAGAGCUAAGAUCGACAGUCAGAAAUUCCUUAUGCAAAAUGGAGCUAUUCCAAGUCUAUAAAAACAUUGAAACUCAGCCUAUUGAGUGCGAGUAUGUCUUCCCUGUGGAAAAUGAUGCAGUGAUCACAGCAAUGAGGAUUCACCUUCCAGAUGGAACAAUUUUAGAAGCUUCAAUAGAAGAAGAAACAAAGGCUCAAGAAAUGUAUCAAGAUGCUAUUUCAGAAGGAAACACUGCAGUUAUGACUAAAUCUGAUACUCCCGAUAAGAUGGUCGUUAACGUAGGAAAUAUCGCUCCAGGAGCAGAAAUCAGAAUCGAAUUUAAAUUCACAACCCCAAUAUCAACAGAGCUUGAUUUCUGGAAACUUUAUAUCCCGACAACCCUAACCCCAAAAGCCCAGCUUCAACCAAAUUCUAUUCCACUAGAAGAAAUUAAGCAAGAAACUCAGUUUACAGUAGUUAAUGCCAGAAACUGCACUUAUAGGAUUGGUAUGAGUAUUGAUAUUCAUUCAGACACUCCCAUAUCAGAUUUUUCAUGUAAAACCUAUCCAUUUGAAUGGACUUUAUCUGAGAACUGUUUACAUUUAAGCGGAAGAUUUAGAGAAGGAAAUGAUUUUAUACCUGAUGCUGGCAUUAAAAUAUUGUAUAAAACUGCGAAUUCCAAUUUUCCAUUAUGUGCUGUACAAGAAAGGAAAGGAGAAUAUGCAGCUAUGCUUACUCCCCCCCCUCCGUGAGUGAACAAAACCAUUAGAAAAAUCCCUAUUUUUUGACCAAAAAAUCCACCCUCAUGAGUCAACAAAAAUUUUUUUAAAUAUUUUUUAUGGAAAAAAAAUUUGAUAUAUAAGUGAUAAUUAAUAUCAUGAAAUCUUGAGCUAAUUCUGUUUAAUUUAAACAAAUUGCAUUUUAAAACAAAAAUUUGCAAAUUAAAUUAAUCUUUGCUUUCCAAUUUUUGCGAAAUUGGGAUUUUUUUUUAAAUUUUAAAAAAAAAAUUAACCCUAUCCGUGAGCGAACAAAAUUUUUUUGUUCGCUCACGGAGUGGGGGGGAGUUAGCUUUUUGCCUAUGUAUAAACAAGAGAACGAAGAAAUUGAAGAUUUGCAAGGACAAAGGGGAGAGUUUUUGUUUGUUAUUGAUAGAAGUGGGUCCAUGGCAGGAGAAAGGAUAAAUUUAGCAAAGAAAGCUGCAGUUUUGUUUUUAAAGAGUCUUCCACCUGGCUCAGUUUUCAAUAUAGUAAGUUUUGGUGGCAGAUUUGAUUGGCUAGAUCAAGGUCCUAUUGAUUAUAAUUCAAACAAUGUAGAAAAAGCAAUUCGCUCACUCCCCCCCCCUCCGUGAGCGAACAAAAAAAUUUUGUUCGCUCACGGAGGGGGGUUAAUUUUUUUUUUUAAAAAAAAUUUAUAUAUAAAUUUUAUAAAAAAUAUUUUUUUCGAAAAUUUAAAAAAAUCCUAAUUUGCAAAAAUUGGGAAGCAAAUAUUAAUUGAAUUUGCAAAAUUUAUGUUUUAAAACGCAAUUUGUUUAAAAUUAAACAGAAUUAGCUCUAGAUUUCAUUAUACUAAUUAUCACUUAUAUAUCAAAAUUUUUUUCCAUUAAAUUUUUUCUAUUAAAAAAAAUUUUUGUUCACUCACGGAGGGUGGGUUUUUGGUCAAAAAAUGGCGAUUUUUCUAAUGGUUUUGUUCGCUCACGGAGGGGGGGGGGGGGGAGUCAGUAGAAAAAUUUGAAGCAGAUAUGGGAGGUACAAAUAUUUAUGACCCACUAAACAGUAUAUCUUUGCAUUUGUUCGAUAUAUAUUUAUAUAUAAUAAAAGCCAUAUAGCAAAUCAAUGCAAUUUGUAUAUAUACAGUACUCCGCCCAACAAAGCGCUUCCAAGAUCUAUAUUUUUAUUGACUGAUGGAGCUGUAAGUAAUCCAGAAGCAGUUGUAAACUUAAUAAGACAGAAUUCUAAGAGUGCAACAGUUCAUUCGGUUGGAAUAGGAAACGAAGUUUCAACAUUUUUGAUUAAAGAAUCUGCUAAAGCUGGUGGUGGAGUCCCCUCAUUUGUGUCAGGGCUAGAAGAGUUAUCUAAAAAAGUGAUCAAUGCUUUGGAAAAAUGCUUAAUGCCAGCACUAACUCUCCUCUUCUUGAAUAAGCUUUUUUUGAUGGGCGAGUAUUAAAUUUUGUCUUAAAAUUAUAUAAUUUGAAAGAAAAUUUAAUAUUAUUUUUAAUGAAGUUUACUAAAAUUUAAUAAAAUAAAAAGAGAUAUAAUUAUAAAAUUAUUAUAGCCCGUUCCCGGUUAUAGAUCGGGCUAUGCCCAAUCUUUGCUGGGACACUCGAGGAGUUGUCUGCGUCAAUUUUGGGUGACGAGUCAACUCCCCAGUUGGCAAAUAGUCACCAUUUAGUGAUUUACCAACUCGGGGAGUUGACUCGUCAGCUCGAAGUGACGCAGACAACCCCCCGAGUUUCCUGGCAAAGAUCGGGCAUAGCCCUAUCUAUAUCCGAGAACAGGCUACACUUAUAUAAAUUUUUUUCUUAGCCAUAUUAAUAGCAAAAAAAAGUAAAAUAUUUCCAAUAGUUUGGCUAUCACAUAGGGCAAGUAAGCGACUGAAAAUUAAACUGGGAUGCUUUUCCAGCACUUAUCUUAACUUAUUAAGACUUAUCGAGAAGCUCGCUGCAAUUCAAAAGGACUAUCUCCGCUCGUAACGCUUUCUUCGCCUGCUUGUCAGUUCGUGCACGACAUUAAAAAGAUGCUCCUGCAGGACGAGGACGUGCACUCGCAUCCUGGCAGUUAUGAAUCGAGUCGUCAUGCCGUACGUCAGUCAACAGGGUUGCCCAGCAUUGAAAAUUCAAAAUGAUUGAAUUUUCUGGUUGGUUCUCGGCCAAGAUGGUAAUCGGUAGCACAGCGUGUAACUUAUGGCUUCACGCUCAGUAAUAGUCUCGAUUGGUCAAGACGAAUGCCAUGACUCCGCUGGGAAACCAUUCUUCCAGAACUAUCUCCUGUUGAGGCGAAAAUUGGUAUUUGAGUAACGUUCGGUCGGCCAACCCAACAUUGCGCUUCACCAAUCCAAGAAAAAUCAGGUAGGAUACACAUUCCCGGACGCCAUCUUCCCUUCCUCAAGGUCCCUGCACACCCUGUGGGAUGCCAGCGACAGGAAUAAGAAGGCUAGUUAUCUCGCCAUGCUAUUUUAAUAUAUAUGCUUUUCCAGCACCAAGUCCGGAAAAUCUUAACUCCCCCCCUCCGUGAGUGAACAAAAAAAUUUUGUUCACUCACGGAGGGGUUAAUUUUUUUUUUAAAAAUUUAAAUAUAAAUUUUUUAGAAAUUUUAAAAAAAUCUCCCUUCUAUAAAAAUGGAAAGUAAAUAUUAACUUAAUUUCAAAAUUUAUGUUUUAAAAAAUGCAAUUUGUUUAAAAAUUAAAAAGAAUUAGCUUGUGAUUUCAUUAUACUAAUUAUCACUUAUAUAUCAAAAUUUUUUUCCAUAAAAAAUUUUUGUUCACUCAUUGAGGGUGGGUUUUUGGGCAAAUAAUAGCGAUUUUUCCAAUGGUUUUGUUUACUCACGGAUGGGGGGAGUAAGAGAGUUUACUACGGUGAUAGAUUUAUUUUAUACGCCCAUUUAGGGCCUACUAUCCCUAGCUCAAUGCCUAAGCUUCAAUGCUACGACAGCAGGUCUAAUACUGAAAGAGAAUUUAUCAUUCAGGCAGGAAUUUCUCAUUUCACAGCAGGAGAUGAAAUCUUCAAACUGUGGGCUAAAAAUAGAAUAUCAGAAAUAGAAACUGGCAACCUACCACAAGAAGUAAAAAAUUCCCAAAUAGUCCAACUCUCAAAAGAAUAUGGAAUUCCUUCAAGCUUAACUUCUUAUAUUUGCAUUCAAAAAAAUUCUGAAGCAGUUGUUGGAGAGAUACAAUUAAGAAAAAUUCCUGUCGCGAAAGUCAGAGAUAUGUCUCAGGCAUCUGUACCUAUGGCAAGUAUGAAUAGAUCAUUGAAAAUGUGUGCAAAAAUGGCAAUGCCAAGAUCGGCAGCUCCUACAGUUUUGUGGAGGGCACCAGAUGUAACGUAUAAAGAUACUUUUGCCUUUAGAUAUACGGAUAGUCGCUGCGACGAGCAAGAAAGAAGUGUUCCAAAAAAGAAAAAAGCUAAAAAAGCAGAAAAAGAAGAAGAAAAGCAGAUAGCAGCAGAAGCGGAUACCAGCGAAUCUGAAAUUUAUCUCUCUAUAAUAAAACAGCAAUCAGCUGAAGGAUUUUGGAGUUUUAGACAAUUAAGCUCUGCAUUGAACAUAGGUAAAGAAAUUCCUGCAGAAUUUGCCAACCUAAAUCAAGCUGAUGAUAUUUGGGGGACUCUUGUAGCUUUAGCUUAUUUAAGAAAGAAUUAUGGAAGCAAUAAAGAUGAGUGGAAGCUUGUUGAGAGAAAGUCUAUUAAGUGGCUUAAAUCAUCAGCAAUUCCAAUAGAAGAGUCAAUUCAAAAGGCAAUCGAAUUUCUUAAUUAA